AUGAGCAAGACUGAGGGCGUGGUUCUAGCGCACCUGCUGAAGAAGGCCUCCAUCAAGGCGCGUUUCGCCGCAGUCGCUCUGGCACUCACCUGCGAGGAGGACUUCUCCAUUCCCCGAGGCAUGGUCAUAGAGGCCCUCCUCAACAAGAAGUACUUCAUGCCGGAGGCGGCCAUAACUCAAGUCAUCUCCUACUUCACCGGUGUUGCUCUAUUGACGGUCCGAUAG
This is a messenger RNA of Dibothriocephalus latus, 225 nucleotides long. The record is from the annotation of a GenBank genome assembly. Lineage: Eukaryota; Metazoa; Platyhelminthes; Cestoda; Diphyllobothriidea; Diphyllobothriidae.